CCUCCAUCCAUCUAAGUAAUAUCUGCUGCAAUUCACCAACACAAAACCCCCAAAAGUCCACCUAAAAAACAAAAAAAAAACACACCAAACAAAACCACAGAAAGAAAGAAAGAGUGAAAAGAGUCUACAAAAUCAAUCCACAACUACAAAAUCAUCCAUGGCUGAAGAAGAAGAAGAAGAAGAAGAAGAAGAAGAAGAACAAUCAGCAUCUCCAACAACAUCAACAUCCUCGUCCUCAUCGAUGUUGAUAAUAAGAUUGAUGAGUAAAAGAAGAACAUGGGCAUGUCUGUUCAUCGUGGUCUACACUGUUCUCUUAUCAUCCUCAUGGAACAUCCUUAAAUCCAUACUCUCAUGGUACGAAACAACCGCUUCCUCAUCUUCUGCUCUCUACGCUUCGGUGGCGCUGGGUGCUCUGUUCGGCCUCCUCUCCAUGGCGGCCGCCCUCGCCGUGGCGGUUCCGGCCACCAUGGUGACGUGGGUAACGGUGCUGGUGCUGCUGGCCUUCUGUGGGAAGCCACGGACCGCUCUGGUGGAUGAAGGCAAGAAAUUGACGUUUGAGAUUGUUGGGUUUGUGGUCAAGAUCUUGAUCAGGGAAGGGAAUGUUGUCGCCGCCAUUUGUGCCGUAUUAGUAUACGUUGCACUGUUUAGGAGGAACAGAGAUGAUGUUGUUUAGUUUUGGAAUUUAUUUUCUUUGUUGAAAUUUUGGGAGACAUUCAAGAACAUGAUAG
Molecule: messenger RNA, 728 nt
Organism: Camellia sinensis
Lineage: Eukaryota; Viridiplantae; Streptophyta; Magnoliopsida; Ericales; Theaceae
Source: RefSeq, a predicted model, not a curated record